Messenger RNA from Cebus imitator (Panamanian white-faced capuchin), 1915 nucleotides. It is a transcript of the gene TRABD2A, whose product is annotated as TraB domain containing 2A. Bases 114 to 1115 code for a protein of 333 amino acids. Lineage: Eukaryota; Metazoa; Chordata; Mammalia; Primates; Cebidae. The record is from RefSeq and is a predicted model, not a curated record. Gene Ontology annotation, cellular component: membrane. Gene Ontology annotation, biological process: negative regulation of Wnt signaling pathway. Gene Ontology annotation, molecular function: metalloendopeptidase activity. The transcript has 5 exons.
ACCCCAGCCCCGCCCGGAGGCGGCCCCGCGGCCCCUGCUAGCCCGGGGCGGGCGGCCACUGCUCCCCUACUCCUUCCCUCCGCAUUCUGGGCCUCGGAGCCGCAGUGAGGAGCAUGAGUCCCUGGAGCUGGUUCCUGCUGCAGACCCUCUGCCUCCUGUCCACGGGCGCAGCUCCGCCGCGCGCUGCGCCCGGUGCCGCCAACUGCGAUCUCAAGUCCCAACAAAGUGAGUUGAAUUCUUUUUUGUGGACCAUUAAGCGAGACCCGCCAUCUUACUUCUUUGGCACGAUCCAUGUCCCGUACACCCGGGUCUGGGACUUCAUCCCCGACAACUCUAAGGAGGCUUUCCUGCAGAGCAGCAUUGUGUACUUUGAGUUGGACCUCACAGACCCCUAUACUAUCUCAGCUCUCACCAGCUGUCAGAUGCUGCCGCAGGGUGAGAACCUCCAAGACGUGCUCCCCAGGGACAUCUACUGUCGCCUCAAGCGCCACCUGGAGUAUGUCAAGCUCAUGAUGCCCUUGUGGAUGACCCCAGACCAGCACGGCAAGGGGCUCUACGCAGACUACCUCUUCAAUGCCAUUGCCGGAAACUGGGAGCGCAAGAGGCCUGUCUGGGUGAUGCUCAUGGUCAACUCCCUGACUGAAGUGGACAUUAAGUCCCGUGGGGUGCCUGUCUUAGACUUGUUCCUUGCCCAGGAGGCUGAGAGGCUGAAGAAACAGACUGGGGCAGUGGAAAAGGUGGAAGAGCAGUGCCAUCCAUUGAAUGGGUUGAACUUUUCACAGGUCAUCUUUGCUUUGAACCAGACCCUCCUGCAGCAGGAAAGCCUGCGAGCGGGCAGUCUUCAGAUCCCCUACACGACGGAGGAUCUCAUCAAACACUAUAACUGCGGGGACCUCAGCUCCGUCAUCCUCAGCCAUGACAGCUCCCAGGUUCCCAAUUUUAUUAAUGCCACACUACCACCUCAGGAGCGCAUCACUGCUCAGGAGAUUGACAGCUACUUACGCCAGGAGCUGAUCUACAAGCGGAAUGAGAGAAUAGGGAAGCGGGUGAAGGCCCUUUUGGAGGAGUUCCCUGACAAAGGCUUCUUCUUUGCCUUUGGAGCUGCUUCACAGUAGCCUUGAAAGUUAGGAGCCUUGAACUACAGUAGCUGUGAAAACCAUUUGCCUAAUGGUUACUGGAGGGGACAGAAUGGGUUCAGAGUUCCUCCAAAGCUCCAUCCUCAAAGAAUCAUCACUAUUUGAUAUAACUAAUAGCUCCCUAAAAGUUCCAUUUCCAAGCUUGUCUUCAUUUGACCUGACUCAGAGCUUGCUCUGUGUGAAUAGCCGUAUUCUUAGGGUGUUUGUUGAAAACAAUCAGUGAUAGCUGUUUAACAUCAUAGUUGCUGGAAAUUGCAAUAUUAAUUGAAACUACAAGGGGCUGCCCAAAAAACUUAAAAGGAAAAUCCCAUAGGGGAUUUUUAAAAGCUCUAACGUAUUCCUAGAAAGCCACAUGCAUGAGAAGGGCUGUGCACAUGCCCAGGAGAGACCUGAGGAGGUCCUAAUCUCUCACCUCUGGCUGCUCUUGAGGCUCUGUGCAAGCAGAAUGUGAAAGCUAAGGAAGGGUCAUAAAUUGCCUGCAUAACAUCAAAGACAUGCCCCAAAACUCACACAGCUCCUCUGCGAAGGCUGGGAAACUUAAGGAAUUUAAGGAAAUCUCUGUUUAGUCAUUAGCCAGCCACUAAGCUAACUGAGCAGAUCCUUCAGUGAUCAUACAUGCAACAAAGAAUACAGACCUUAGAGACUUAGUACUGGAAAAUCACUAAACAAACAGCAACAACAAUGUACCUGGAAAGAGGGGAUAGGAGAUAAUGAGUUCCAGAGUUGGUGUGUUAAAAUUAUUUAAUGUCUGGUUUUCAAUGAAAACAAUUAUAAGACAC